AUGUGUCGUCUCGUCCUUUUCGCGGGAACCUGUACCCGCUGCAACGAAUCCCUCACCUGGGCCGACCUCUCCCAGCAGCUCUCGUGCCUCGAAGCCAAGAACGCCGAUGAGUUCGGCGGGUGCCGCCGAGGCGUCGACGUCGAGACGCACGCCUUCGACCAAGAGUGCGAUACGUGCGCCGGCGAGGACGAGGGCGUCGCGGGCUUGGACUUUGGAGAGCAGCAACAUCACCCGUAUUACCAGCAGUACCACGAGUACGCGCAGUUCCAGCUUCAACAUCAGCAGCAGCAAACAUAUCAGCAGUCAGGGUCCACAGAGGCAACAUCAGCAGCAGCAGUAGCAGCAGUAACGUCAUCAACAUCACCAGUGGUGUUGCAGGGUCAAAGCAAACGACCCAGUCCGAAGGAGGAGACUGACGGGAGAAGGAAGAAGAGGGCGAGGACGUGA
Molecule: messenger RNA, 447 nt
Organism: Colletotrichum karsti
Lineage: Eukaryota; Fungi; Ascomycota; Sordariomycetes; Glomerellales; Glomerellaceae
Exons: 1
Coding region: 1-447 (148 amino acids)
Source: RefSeq, a predicted model, not a curated record